AUCCCGUCCGCUCUCCCCUCGAUAAACUUGUGAGAGCCGAACUAGUAGUUGGGUCGGUGACGACCAGCGAAUCCUCGGUGUUGUAUGUUUUUUUUUCUUUUGUUGAGUAGCUUUCCUUUCCCCCUCGAUGGCCGGGGGAUGUCGAGCGCCUCAGAGCCUCGGCACCCCUCCACGGCAGCCUUCGCAGCCCCUUGUGACUCGGACCCUCUGCGUCUCCUCGACGCCUUCAUCCCGUUCGUUAUCGGGGCUCGUCACUGCGAGUUAGAGCGUAGAAGGGGAGAGACUCGGUUUGCAUGACUUUACUCCCAUAUAUAAUUAAUUGCAAUUAAAUAGGGCAACACAGUUAGCGCCCUCAUCUGUCUGAUUUGGGUAUCACCGCAUUCUCAGUUAGUCCUCCAUUUGUCACCCCCACCCCCAUCGAUCGCUCAGUUUCCUCCAAUGACCUGCUUCAGAGCAGCCAGCAUCAUAUCGGGCUUGCUGAGGAAGCCACAGUGGCCGGUCUCCAUGGUGGCUGUGCGCGGAUCCGGUCCGAGCUGCCGGGCCAUGUCCUGCUGAAGAUUGUACGGAAGGGCCUUGUCGAUCGUCUGGAAGAUAGAACAGAGCAGCCGAGGUCCAG
Messenger RNA from Chaetomium fimeti, 616 nucleotides. RefSeq lists its product as uncharacterized. Lineage: Eukaryota; Fungi; Ascomycota; Sordariomycetes; Sordariales; Chaetomiaceae. The transcript has 3 exons. Bases 85 to 297 code for a protein of 70 amino acids. The record is from RefSeq and is a predicted model, not a curated record.